Phialemonium atrogriseum is the source of this 1609-nucleotide messenger RNA. RefSeq lists its product as uncharacterized. The coding region runs from base 152 to 1609 and encodes 485 amino acids. Gene Ontology annotation, molecular function: methyltransferase activity. Lineage: Eukaryota; Fungi; Ascomycota; Sordariomycetes; Cephalothecales; Cephalothecaceae. The transcript has 3 exons. The record is from RefSeq and is a predicted model, not a curated record.
CUCGGACUGGCUGCUGACCUGACAUCGUGUCGGAUUGGUCGCCUUGCCGUUUUAGCUAUUAUUAAGGUUUCCAAGAGUCGCAUGACCACAUUGGCUUCCACCCUUGGCUACUUGGAUUCAAACGUAAUCAAUACUCCUCUACCUUGCCGCCAUGAACAACAACGCCAACAGCGACGACAAAAACGACACCCUGGGCCGACUCAAAACAUACGCCAAUGACAUCGCCACCGCCGCAAAAAUCCUCGCCGACCAUUUGCAGGACUGCGGCGUUGGCUCGUCCAGCUCGUCCUCUGUCUUCUCAACUCCCCAGCUGGCAGUCCCGCGAGAUGCGCCCUACGAAGUCCAUCGUGCGAGGUGCAACCUGCUCAACACCAUAAACCGGCUGCAGACGUUGCUGGCCGAGCCAGCUGACUUUAUCCAGCAACUUGCCAGCCAGACUCAACUCCUCGCCUGUCUACGAUGGCUGGGGGAGUUCCAGGUUCUCGCAUGCGUCCCUCUCAACGACAGCGUCCCAGCCAAGGACGUAGCCGACCUGACCGGCGUUCCCGAGACUCAGCUGCGCCGCAUCGUGCGCAUGACCGCGACGGCGGGGUUCCUGCACGAGCCCGAGCCGGGCUACAUCGCGCACACGGCGCUGUCGGCCCCCUUCGUCACCCAGCUCUGCUACCUGGACGCCGCCAUGUUCCUCGCCGAGACGGCCGCCCCCGCGGCGCUGCAGAUGGCCGCCGCCACCAAGCUCCUCCAUAACGAACAGGCCGCCGGCGGCGACACGACCGCGUACUCGCUCGCCUUCAACACAUCGCAGACCUUCCAGGCCGCGUGCGAGCAGCGGCCGAAGCUCCAGCGCCAGUGGCCGGCGUUCCUCCGGUGCGCAGGUGACGUGGACGACAGCGUCCCGGAGCUGCUUGGGCGCCUGGAUUGGCUCAGCCUGGGGAGCGCCUGCAUCGUCGAUGUCUGCGCCGACUCCACCUCAGCGGCUACGGCUCUUGCAGAGCUCUUCCCGGCACUCCACUUUGUGGUUCAGCUGGGGGCGCCAGUGGUGCACGGAUCGGCAAACGGUGGUGCAGCAGGAGGAGGAGGAGGGGGAGGGACGGGAGUGGGGAUGACGCCGCCAAGCCUCUCGGAGGCGGGCAGGCCGAACUCGCUGAGCAGGGCGCGCAUAACCGUGCAGAAGCGAGCGGCGGGUUCGCCCCAGACGGUCAGGGACGCCGCGGUGUACAUGGUCCGGGUGGCGGCGCCCUCGUGCUCGCCCCCCUUGCUGCUGGCCUACGUGGCGGCCGAGCUGCGCGCCCACCUCGCGGUGCUGCGCGCCAACCCCGCCGCCACGCUCGUCUUGGCGCCGCGCCCGCUUCCGGAUCCAGGAUCCGUCGACCCUAGCGUCGAGGCCGCCGCCUGCCUGCGCGACCUCGCCAAGAUGCAGCUGCUGGCUGGCGGGCGCGACGUCGACGUCGCUGAGCUGGUCGACCUGGUCGGUGGCGUUCGCGACGGCGGGGGCGGACUCGUUGUCGUAAACCGCUUGCACGCGCGCAACAGCGCCACCGUCGCCCUUGGGGUCAAGUACCGGGCCGGCGGGGAUGGUCAGGCCGGAUUGAAGCCUGCGGUCCUGUGA